Messenger RNA from Musa acuminata subsp. malaccensis (wild Malaysian banana), 3889 nucleotides. RefSeq lists its product as uncharacterized. The record is from RefSeq and is a predicted model, not a curated record. Gene Ontology annotation, cellular component: nuclear pore. Lineage: Eukaryota; Viridiplantae; Streptophyta; Magnoliopsida; Zingiberales; Musaceae.
ACCGUGACCUCAGAUGGAAUGCGCUCUGACUAAAUUAAUAUCCUAUUCCUGCAAAGGCAGCUUCUUUUAUUGAAAAAUCUAUUCUUCUUCUUCUUGGCUCGUCUCUUUCUUUACUCUUGGAGGGCGGCCUUUGGUCGCCAUUGUGCUCUGACCACCGACCUAUUGGCGGAGGAGAUAUCUCGGAGGGAAUGCUGAGAGUUGGCGGCGAUCCGCAGCUAUCGUAGACGAUUUAAGUCCCUGUGCGAGAGGACAAUUCUUGAUCUGCAUUUCCGGUGGCAUUUGCCGAAUACACCCUCCCACCAUCAAAAUCCAGUCUUGCAGCCAUGGUGCUGGGCCUGCGGUCGAAGCACAAGAAAGGCGCUUCGGUUCACGUAGAUUACAUCAUCCACAUACUAGAAAUAAAGCCAUGGCCACCAUCCCAAUCGCUGAAAUCCCUGCGUUCCGUGGUCCUGCACUGGGAGAACGGGGACCGUAGUUCUGGGUCCACGAGCAUUGUUACUCCUAACCUUGGAUCAAGCGCGACAGAAGGCAGGAUUGAAUUUAACGAAUCAUUCAAGCUUGAUGUCACAUUAUUGAAGGAUGGCUCAAGUAAAGUCAAUGACAAGGGUGCAUUUCAGAAGAACUUGCUUGAAUUCAACUUGUAUGAACCCAGGAGGGAUAAAUCAAAGGGGCAGCAUUUGGGAAGUGCUCUGAUAGACUUGGCAGAUCAUGGUGUCAUUAAAGAUACUAUGAAUGCUGGCAUUCUGGUGAGCAGCAAGAGGAGCUUCAGGAACACAGCACAGCCGGUGCUCUAUGUUAGGAUCCAACCCCUCAAUAAUGGCAGCAUCAGUUCCUCAUCCAGAGAGACUCUCUCAAAAGAGGCAUCAUUAGAUGGAAAGGAGUCAGUAUCGGACUUGAUGAAUGAGGAGUAUGCCGAGGAAGCUGAAAUUGCAUCCUUCACUGAUGAUGAUGUGUCUUCACCUUCAUCCCUUGCUAACUCAUCAUCUGCUCUGGAGGCAAAUGCAGAUUUCUCAGUUCACAAUGGUCCUGAUGUAGAAGACUACGAGAAUGUGCACCAGAAAGUGAAGGAGGAUGAAGAGGUGCAUGACAAUGAUUCCAAAUUACUUUUGACAUCUGAGCCUGCAAAGGUAGAUGAUGAUGAUUCCAACUUACUUUUGGCACCUGAGCCUGCAAAAGUCGAGUCACAAGUGACAGAAGUUUCCUGUGCAAUGAAUGUUGUCAUCGAUCAAAAUGUGACUUUGCCUGAUUCUUUGUUGGUAGGCUCAUCUAAUAAUAACAAAAUCUUAGAAGAUUGUGAUGGAUCUGAAUCCAAGUCUUCUCAAGAAAGUUCAAUGCUCACCAUGGAGAAGUCAGAAGCCCUGAGCAUGGUGUCUUCAUCUUUCACUCAUAUUAUAAGUCCAGAGGGAGCAACUGGAUUUCACACUGUAAAAGAGGCUGCAGAUGAGAACCUUUUGAUGCAAGAAAUCCAAGAAAAGUCGAUAGAUUGCAAGAGCACAGAAAACAUUGUAGAAGUCCUUGUACAGAAUGAAGAUAAUAGUGUAAUCACAGACAUUGUUGAGCCUUCAGAUUUUGCUUUUCAGAUGAACAAGUCAGGCAUCUCCGAAGCCAAGCAAAAUUUUGAUCAGGAAGGAAAAUCAGAAGAGAGUAGAAAUGAAUCAGAGGAAGCUGAUCAUGGUGCACGUUACAUGUCUGCAGAGACCGAAACUGAACCGUCAGUGGAAGCAAAUGCAGUUGAAAGUCAUCUUACUGAAAAUGAAAAUAUAACUAGUGCCCUUGAGAAUACUUCUAUUGCUACAGCUGAAAGUGCUGAACAUAUUUCAGUCAUUCAGCAGCAUAGUAUUUUGCAAAAUACUGGCGCCAUAUCCACUGACUUGGCUAUAUCUAGCCGGAGAUCUUUUGGUGAGAAACAUAGCAACACUUAUGCCAGUGAAAGACUGAAGACUAUGAAACUUUCAGUGCGGUCACCUCCACGAUUGAUGGGAAGUGUUGCUUAUGGUGCCAGUGACCAGUAUAAAGAAGAUGUUAAGGAAAUUGACAUCCAAGAAGAUGCAUGUAAUAAUGGCACAAACUCUAGCACAGAUGAUGGAAGGGAUGACAAUGAAAGCACUAGCUCAGGUUCAAGUAAAGUGAAACAUGUUUCUAGAGUUAAUGGAAGGGGCUUUUCCAAUAACAAAGUCCAUGAAUUGGAGUUCAGAGUCAAGUUACUUGAAGCCGAGCUGAGAGAAGCAGCUGCCAUAGAGAUAGGCCUUUACUCCAUAGUAGCAGAGCAUGGGAGUUCAGCACAUAAGGUCCAUACUCCUGCUCGACGGCUUUCUAGGUUGUAUAAUCAUGCUUCAAGACAAUGGUCAACCAAAAGGAGGGCAAGUGCAGCUAGAAGUAUUGCAUCAGGACUAGCUUUGGUUGCAAAAGCCUGUGGAAAUGAUGUAGCAAGGUUGACUUUUUGGUUAUCAAACACAAUUGUGUUGAGAGCCAUUGUGACUGAAACCAGUAAGUAUCCAGAUAUUCCAAAAUCUGCUAGUAUUCGCUCCACAAACAAUGGUUCUGUAAAGUUACCAAAGAGCAAAUCUUCUCCAUUGAAAUGGGAAUCUAUUUCUCACAAGAAUGAGAAGUUUUAUUUCUCUGAAGAGUUUGGCGAUUGGGAUGAUCCAGAUACACUGAUAUCUGCACUGGAAAGGAUUGAAAAUUGGAUAUUCUCUCGAACUGUUGAGUCCGUCUGGUGGCAGACGUUAACUCCAUGCAUGCAGUCUGGCUAUGAAGGCAGUGAUCAACAGUUGGGUUCAUACUCACAAAAAAGCUAUGGAAGGACACCAAGCAUGGGUGAUCAACAAGGAAACUUGUCUGUAGAAAUUUGGAACAGGGCUUUUAGGGAUGCCUCUGAGAGGCUUUGCCCCCUUAGGAGUGAAGGACAUGAGUGUGGGUGCUUACAUAUGUUAGCUAGAUUGGUGAUGGAACAAUGUGUAGCACGACUUGAUGUGGCUAUGUUUAAUGCUAUCUUGCGUGAAUCAGAUGAUGAAAUUCCAACAGACCCAGUGUCAGACCCAAUUGGUGACUCCAAGGUUCUUCCUAUUCCUACUAGUGAAUUAAGCUUUGGUGCUGGAGCUCAGCUGAAAAAUGGCAUUGGUAACUGGUCUAGAUGGCUGACUGACCUGUUUGGCAUGGAUGUGGAUGACUUUGAUACCGAAGAGAAUGAUCAAGAUGAUGACAAGAUUCCUAUCUCAGUGUCCUUUAAAUCCUUCCAUCUCCUGAAUGCACUAAGUGAUCUUCUCAUGCUUCCAAAGGAUUUGCUUUUGGAAAAGUCUAUCAGAAAAGAGGUAUGUCCGACAUUUAGUGCAUCAAUGAUCAAGCAUAUACUUAGCAGAUUCCUACCAGAUGAAUUUUGUCCAGAUCCAAUUCCAGAUGCUGUCCUACAAGCUCUAGAAUCUGAGGAACCUUUUGAGAGCAGCCAAGAAGAAAUAAGAAAUAUCCCAUGCGAUGCAUCUCCAAUCAUUUACUCUCCACCAUCAGCUACUUCAAUAAAGAACAUCGUUGGAGAAGUACGAAGAACAUCUUUUCUGAGGAGGAUUGGAUCAUCUGUGCUACGGAAAUGCCACACGAGCGACGACGAACUUGAAGAACUCGAUUCACCCCUUGCCACCAUCAUCACUGACAAUUUCUCUUCUCCGAAGAUCGAGACCAAACAUGCCAGUUCCAGCUUUAUCAGGUACCAGUUGCUCCGAGAGGUUUGGAGAGACGAUGAUUAGUCUCUUCUUUUUCUUCUUACAUCAUUUUUUCUUUUUCUUUUUUUGCUUCUUGUAUGUAAAAUUCAAGCGAAUAAUCUUCUCUUGUGUAUAUUGUGCUUUGUGUCAACUUGAGUUGCAGAGAAAUGCAUGCUUUGUUUAGAUUUGGCAUA